AUGGGUGUGAUACGCAAGAAGACCGCCUCGCGCGGUACUGAGGCAGGCACGAAGUUCCACUGCGAUGUCUGCUCCAUUGAUGUUACGUCAACGGUUCGCAUCUCGUGUUCGCAUCCUGCUUGCCCCGAAUAUGACCUCUGUGUUCCCUGCUUCGCAGCUGGAAAGAACUCCAACAAUCAUGACCCCGCGACACAUCCGUUCCAAGUGAUUGAACAGAACUCAGUCCCUAUCUUUCAAAAGGAUUGGGGCGCCGAUGAAGAAUUGUUAUUAUUAGAAGGCGCAGAGAUCUACGGGCUGGGUUCCUGGGCCGACAUCGCAGAUCACAUCGGCGGUUUCCGCAGCAAGGACGAAGUGCGGGACCACUACUACGACACAUAUCUGGAGAGCGUGAACUUCCCACUUGCAGCUCGCGCCGAUCCCGACGAUAGGGAUCUGCAGGAUUCGAUAUCCAAAGAGGAGUUCCAAUCGCGAAAGAAGCGUCGUAUCGAAGAGCGCAAGGAUGCAGCCAAGGCAGCACACCCAAGCACACCAAAACAGAAGCCUACGGCCAGUGUACCCGCAUGUCACGAAGUGCAGGGCUACAUGCCUGGCCGACUGGAGUUCGAGACCGAGUUCUUAAACGAUGCCGAAGAAGCGGUGCAACACAUGACUUUCGAGCCUGGGGCUGGACUCAAUGAAAGCGGCGAACCAGACGCAGAGACAGAGCUCAAGAUGACUGUCGUCGAUAUUUACAACGCCCGCCUUACGGCACGUACAGAACGGAAGAAGAUCCUAUUCGAGCACAAUCUCCUCGAAUACCGGAAGAACACCGCUCUGGACAAGAAACGGUCCAAGGAGGAGCGAGACUUGUUGAACAAAGCAAAGCCAUUAGCUCGGAUGAUGAACAGCAAAGACUUUGAAGAGAUUAACAAGGGUCUUGAGUACGAGCACAACCUCCGUCUGGCCAUCUCACAGCUUCAAGAGUGGCGGCAGAUGGGCAUCGGGGAUCUCAAGGCAGGCGAGAAGUUUGAGCAGGAUAAGCAACAGCGUAUGCAACGAUUGAUACCUCAAGGCUCAUUCGAUCGUUUUGCUAGCACGCGCCCUAAGCAGGCACAGCUGACAGAGACCCCGGCAGCGGCAAUUCAGCUGACCACGCCUGAACUGCCGCUGCGAUUGCAGAAGGCUGCCAACCCACACGCACCGCCAGAUCCUGCCGAUGAACCAUUGAACGAUUUCGAUCGCGCCUUCGCUGUUGAUGGGGAUGCACCUCCUCCACAGCCGGCAAAGACGAAAUACGUAGUGCCACCGCUCAGCGGAAUGCCAUCGUGGAAGCUGGAUAAUGAUACCGCUGCCGACUUACACCUCCUAACUAAGGAGGAGGCAGAGGUAUGCAAUGUCCUGCGUCUGAUGCCGAAGCCCUAUCUAGUUGUCAAAGAGACCCUGUUGAAGGAAGCCAUGAAGCAGGGUGGCAGCCUGAAGAAGAAAGAUGCACGAACAAUUUGCAAGAUCGAGGGCACCAAAACUAGCCGCAUUUACGAUUUCAUGGUCCACAGUGGCUGGAUUAACAAGGCAUAG
Messenger RNA from Penicillium paradoxum, 1554 nucleotides. RefSeq names its product chromatin-binding transcription regulator ADA2 (gene adaB). The record is from RefSeq and is a predicted model, not a curated record. NCBI's taxonomy places the organism in Eukaryota, Fungi, Ascomycota, Eurotiomycetes, Eurotiales, Aspergillaceae. Gene Ontology annotation, biological process: regulation of transcription by RNA polymerase II; chromatin remodeling. The transcript has 3 exons. Gene Ontology annotation, cellular component: SAGA-type complex; nucleus. Gene Ontology annotation, molecular function: protein binding; zinc ion binding; transcription coactivator activity. The coding region runs from base 1 to 1554 and encodes 517 amino acids.